GGUACUACAACUUGGUACCUAAAACAGCUGUUAGGAAAAAUAUUUUAGCUUAAUAUCUAAAUCUAAACAAAAGAAGUUUUAAAAGAUAUAUAUAUAUGAGAAAAUGAAAGGCUGUACAAGUACUUUAAAAAUUAAAUAAAAAACUGCCAGGCAACGCACAGAAAAUCCUAUAAGCUUAUCACAAAAAAGGCCUUGAAACCCAAUCAUGAGCCAUUUGGGCCUUACGGAUGUGCAUCAAUCUCAGGAUGCUACUCCGGAUUUGGAAUCCUUCACAGGUUUUGGUAAUUCCGCUGCAGAGGCUUUUAUACAAAGUCUCGCAGGAAUGGUGAAUCAGGGAGAUGUGGAAACCAUGAUAAGGGCUCAAAAGCAAAUGCUGCAACGCUUCGAAAAAACCAAUGAGAUGCUUCUUAACUGCAAUGCCCUAUCCCAGAGUCGGCUGAAAAGUGCCAGCGAGGAUUUCAAAAGACAUGUAAAAUGCCUUAACGAUAUGAAAAAGGAUCUGGAUUACAUAUUCCGAAAGAUAAGGGUCAUCAAACAGAAGCUGCAAUUACAGUUUCCCGCCAUAUAUGCUGAAGUACAGCCGCAAAGAAGCAGCUUGGCGGAGGAAGCCGAGGACGACACAGAAGCCCAAGCCAAAAAGAACACAGAAACACCUGCUUCAUCGGCAGGAAAAUCUGUUCCAACCUCUUCAGCCACUAAGAAAAGUGCUGCCACCAUUGAGUAUGUGCAAAUGGAGGAGGCCGUGGACAAUGGCACUGUGGAGAUCGAAAACGAGCUUAUCAAACGCGUUUGCUCCGUGGAAACGGCCAAUCCUAAUGAUUCCUCCGAUUGCACAUCCGAGGACACAGGCUGAAUUUAGUUAGCUUUAGAUAUAUAUAUGGUAUAUGUUUAUAAUUUAUAAUAACUUAAUCGUUUAAUAUAUAAUGUGCUAUAACCAA
Molecule: messenger RNA, 938 nt
Organism: Drosophila eugracilis
Lineage: Eukaryota; Metazoa; Arthropoda; Insecta; Diptera; Drosophilidae
Product: kxDL motif-containing protein CG10681
Exons: 3
Coding region: 206-853 (215 amino acids)
Biological process (GO): lysosome localization
Cellular component (GO): BORC complex
Source: RefSeq, a predicted model, not a curated record